UGUCCUCGGAGAGGAAGGGGCCCGGCCCCGAGCGUGAUAAGCGCGUUUGGGUGUCCAGCUCGGACGAGGGGACGUAGCCUGGUGGAGAAGCUGAGCAGACGGUGAGGACUCCGAGGGAGUGCCGGCCCCUCAGGCCGGCUUCCGGGGCCUGGCCGUGGAAGGUCUAGGCGCCCGUGGGUCCUCAAGGACGCUUCCACCCAGGAGGAGUCUUCCUGAAAAUGCAGGUCAUGAGCCUGAUCACACCCAUGGCCCUCUUGCCUCUGCUCUGUGGCUGUGUGGGUAUCUUCAGCCUUUUCAAGCUGCUGCGGCGGAUGCGCAUGAAAGCUUGCCUGCAGGACUCUGUCGUGGUCAUCACGGGUGCCACCUCGGGGCUCGGCAAAGAAUGCGCCAAAGUCUUCCACGCUGCGGGUGCUAAGCUGGUGCUCUGUGGCCGUAACAAGGAAGUCCUGGAUGAGCUCACCAGAGGCUUGGCUCCUUCUUGCACCACACAGGUAAAGGUGUAUAAGCCGUACGUAGUGGCCUUUGACCUGGCAGACCCCAGUGCCAUUGUUGGAGCAGCAGCCAAGAUUCUGCAGUGCUUUGGCCAUGUGGACAUACUGAUCAACAAUGCUGGGAUCAGCUACCGUGGCGCCAUCAUGGAUACCAGCACAGCUGUGGACAAGAGAGUGAUGGAGACCAACUACUUUGGCCCAGUUGCUCUAACAAAAGCACUUCUGCCCUCUAUGAUUGAGAAGAAACAAGGCCACAUUGUCGUGAUCAGCAGUAUCCAGGGCAAAAUCAGCAUACCUUUUCGAUCGGCCUAUGCAGCCUCCAAGCAUGCAACCCAAGCAUUCUUCGACUGUCUUCGUGCAGAGAUGGAGCAGCAUGGAAUCGAUGUGACUGUGAUCAGCCCAAGCUACAUUCACACUAACCUCUCCCUAAACGCCAUUACUGCGGAUGGUUCCAGAUAUGGAGUUAUGGACACAACCACAGCCCAGGCCAGGAGCCCUACAGAGGUGGCCCGAGAUAUCCUUGCUGCUGUGGCAAGGAAGAAGAAAGAGGUGAUCCUGUCUGACCUGCUCCCUUUUUUGGCCAUUUACAUUCGAACUCUGACUCCUGGACUCUUCUUUAGCCUCAUGGCUUCUAGGGCCCGAAAAGAGCAGAAAUCCAAGGACUCCUAAUCCUGGCCAGAGAUACGGUAGGACGGCUGUACUUUUGGGGGGAAUGAUUAUUCUACAAUGGAUGUGUCUAUGUGUGGGUCUAAGAUUUGCCAGUUGGGAAAACAUGUCUAGAGACCUCUGGCCAGGUGCCCUAUUGGCAGAGAAUAGGGACCCAAAACAACAAGGCUUGUUUCCUGUGUAAAGUAAACAAAAUGGGUAGUGGCUCUAAAAGCAUGAAGUAAUGGUUAGAGCAGGCAGGAGCCAUAGUCCACUAGGGUCCACAGGACCAAACUCAUUUGAGUUUCAGCAUCAGCAGAUCCUAGAAAUGGUCUUGGACAUUAACUGGCCCAGUUGUUCUCACCUUUAACUUAUGCAAAUUGCUUUAGCUGUGAGAAAGGGAGAGUGGAUGACCAUGAACAACACAUCUUGAGCAUUCCAGGGCUCCUUGGUUGAACCAUGAUUGAUCUCCAUUUUCUAUUGUCUACCAUUGACUUCCUCGUGUGGAAAGGAGGGGUGGUCAUUAAAAUUAGAGCCAGCACACACUUCCCUAAAGAGAUAUCAAAAAAAAGAGAUCUCAUGUCUGAGUCUGAUUUAAUAGCAGGUUUUUGAUAACACACAGAGACACAGUAUCCUGUCCCUGUAGAACACUACUUAGGCAUCAUGUCCAGGUGCUACUCUUUCCAUGAACUGAAGUGGUCAGCAAAGCUGAGGGAAUUUCUCAAAAGACAAGAACACCACCUGUUAAGAUUGGUGGUUUUAGGAACCAUUGCAACAGGUCGCCAAGAACUCUGUUUAAAUGUAGUUCACCACCUGGGACAUGAGUCUCUCAACCUAGACAGCCCCUCCUCUCUUUCUAACCCACACAUGCAAUACUGUUGGUAUGCUCAUUAAUUAACACCAACAUUCAAUUUACUUCCUAAACUUUGUUCAAAUUUGAUCUACCACACAUGGAAAAAACAGAGAAAAGGAUAUAAUGCAAACUGAUCAAUUGUUAAGUCUAGGUAGAGAAGGCUGGGUGCCAGCAGCUGGAUCUGUAGUCUCAACAUGUUCGUGAGCACCAGCAGCAAAAAAACCCGACAGCCCAGUGUCCCCACCUGCACUUGCACCACCAGCAGCAAGACCUUGAACUGAGAGCAGGAGGGUUCCUGAACUACUUCCACACUCCUGUCACUCUGACUGACAUCAGUUGACAGCAUUGCCCAGAGAAUUGCCAAAAAGCUUCACUAAUAGAGCCCCCUAGGCUUUCUUGCUUAUAUCUCCACCCGGUCUUUCACUGUCAGGAGAUGCUCUGGGGACACAAUGUAUUGUUCAAACCAGUGUCUGAAACGUGUCACUAGAGGGGUGCUGCUGCGGCACCAGUUUGUCUUUUCUUAUCUUGUCUUCAUCCUGGUUCUGUCAUCCUUAACUGAGAAUACUUGAAAACACUGUUUAAUUGGUUCUACCUCCAGAUGGCAAAUUUCAAAGGCCCUUUGCUCUUUGCGUCUCUUGGUGUUUUACUGCCCUGGACAGAAGCUCUGGCAUCAAGCCAUAGCCAAAGGCUGAGAGACAAGACCAUUUGUUUUCCAGAUUCACAAUUGUCCACCUGUGCUCUUAAGAGUGGAUGGCAUAUGACACUGAUAGUUGGAAGGACCAGCAGAUGUAGACACGAGAGCCAGAGACUGCCAGGGGCAGAGCAAGGCCUGGAAAGUGGCUCAGGUCAGAGUGCCUGCCCAUACCUCUACUUUUCCUGACUAACUGUCCUUUCUCACAGACUCACCCAUCUCUAAACUGGGUGUAGGUGAGUGGAUGUCUAAAACUGUGUUACAUGAUCUGUUCCUUGGGAGCGUAUCUACAGGCGCCAUAUGCGAAUGUGGUCCCUGCUUUCAGCUCACAAUUGUUAGUGUGGUAGCACGUCAGAAAUGCCGAGCUGCUCUUGGUAGAAUGGUAGUGGAGCCUGGCAUCUAAAAGGCAGGAAAGCUCUGCAUUGGUGCUUUUCUUAGCAUGUAGGCCUGUCCUCUGUUCACCUCAUCACCUCAUUCUCCCCUCCUCUUGGCGAGGAAGCAUCACAUGCCAUUUCUCUCUGGAUUCAUAUAUCCAACAAAAACCACUUUAUCCAGGACUGCUGGGAAACACAUGGAGCAACACUACUGGCACCUAGUUACUAAUUAGGGUGAGGGAUUUUGCUCCAAGCACCUCCCAAUUUUGGAAGUACCAGGAAAACACCCACCACUCUUGCACUUCAGGCUAUAAUGCUAGCUCUUAGGCCGCCCCCCAGGGUCCUGGCAUUGGCCUUCAACACAGAGAGAGAACCCAAGACCGUUGGCCACCUAGAGUUCUGAGUAGGCAUAAACUUAAACUUGAUAAAUCCUUAGGCAUCCAAGGCCCCUUUUUAAAAUCUUCCAAAGUUCUGGAUCUUCCUGCCAAAGUAGCCCAGUCUCACCCUACCUUAUAAGCUCCCCCAGCUAAGAAUUCCUCCCUCUUCAUCAGACCUUUCUAGUGGGUGAGCUUAAACUAGGUCAGAAAUUUCUAAAAAACCAAACAAACCAGUAUAUAGCUCUUUAAAGGUGACUGAGGAGCAAAGACCUUGGGAAGGUUACGGUUUAAGGUAAAGGGUGUGCGGCCUCUGCAGAAGAGAUUGUUCAUUCAUUGGAGCCUUGGAAAGAGCAUGGUAGAUAAUGCUUAGUACACCUUCCUAGAGGCUGAGCCUCCUCUCAAGAGGAGGGGUUGUUCUCAAAGACAGGGAACAUGUACCAGGUGGACUCAGGGUGCACUAGGAACCAUUGGUCCUUUAAAGAUACUGGUUGUCUCCUAGCCAGAAUCUCUAGGGAAGCAGCCCCAGGUGCACCCAAGAGAACCUCAACCUCUAGGGUAUACAUCCCCCUACCUUGCCUCACUUUGUCCUUGGGGACAACAGGAGAAGGAAGGUCAUGGCUUCAGGAAGGCCUUGUUGCCUGGGAUCCAGGGCUAUCCUUCUUCUUAAAGCCUUCUCUUGUGCGGGUGGAAACUCAAGCUGCCACAAGGAGUAGGGAGGGCAGGCAGGCAGGCCAUGGGGCCCUCUCCUCGCAUGUGCCCAGAGCAGACUACAAGUAAAGCAUGAAGAGAGAAAACACCUGCAAUUGAAACACUCAUUUUAAUGGUCAAUAGCUUCUGGUUGGCUCUGGAUGGUACAGUUAAACAAUAUACUUUAGACACCCUUACCCAAAAUAUGUUCACACCCCUCAGUAGCAUUUGCUUCAUCAGCAUUCCACUGCCCAGUUAGAUGUCCACAGCUUCAGACCCCCUUCUUGGGUUAUAGAGGUCCACACCUUAGUGUAAUGAGCUAAAGAACCUCCUGGUACACCUUGAUCGUUAUUUUUAAAAAAUAACAAAUGUUAACCAAAUACCUUCCCAGGCUGUGCUGUUUCAUCUGAGUACUGUUGUCUCUGGGCUGUUUCGCGUUCUUUCCUUCCCUCCUGAAAUCAUACAGCACAGAGUUCGUAAAUCUUCUUUACACAGUACACCAGCGCAGCGAAUGCUAUUGUGUUGUGCAGUCUCUUUCUGUGCAAGUCGUCCUUCCGGACCAGCACCACUGGGGUGGAGGAAGUGAGUGUGUGCAGAGGCAGGCGUGACAGUUUGUAGGCAUCAUACUCCACUUGGUACUUGCAGCAAGGGUCAAACUGCCAAGAGAUCCCAUACAGGGUACAGCAGGCCAGGCUCAGCACACCAGCUGGCAGGGAGAUGUAAUGAGAAUACUCCAGGGGCAGGGCCAGUGGGGUGCAGAGGCAGGCAGUGCCCGCCAGCACAGCGGUCUUGUGCAGACAGUUGCCCACAGUGAUCCAGCGGGCAGUCUCGUCGCCGAUGCGUGUGGGCUCGAUCACAAUAUACUUGUACUGUGCUUCCAAGGCCUGCUCCAGCUCGUAUUCAAACUGGUCUUGGGCGUUCUCCCCAUUGUAGAUCUCGUGCACAAUGUAGCAGUCUGUAGCAGAGAGGCUCACCCUGGGGCGGAAGGGUGGGCAAGAGCGACAUGUCAGACAAGAAGCACUACUACAUAGCUUUACUAAAUCCUGAUCUGAAGGCAACGCACCAAUUGGUAUUUAACUCCUCUCAACCCAAUAAACCUGCCUUUUCCAAA
Echinops telfairi (small Madagascar hedgehog) is the source of this 5229-nucleotide messenger RNA. It is a transcript of the gene DHRS7B, whose product is annotated as dehydrogenase/reductase 7B. Bases 219 to 1160 code for a protein of 313 amino acids. The record is from RefSeq and is a predicted model, not a curated record. NCBI's taxonomy places the organism in Eukaryota, Metazoa, Chordata, Mammalia, Afrosoricida, Tenrecidae. The transcript has 7 exons. Gene Ontology annotation, molecular function: oxidoreductase activity. Gene Ontology annotation, cellular component: membrane.